Molecule: messenger RNA, 2425 nt
Organism: Nematolebias whitei (Rio pearlfish)
Lineage: Eukaryota; Metazoa; Chordata; Actinopteri; Cyprinodontiformes; Rivulidae
Gene: cadm4
Product: cell adhesion molecule 4
Exons: 8
Coding region: 141-1379 (412 amino acids)
Biological process (GO): regulation of wound healing; regulation of Rac protein signal transduction; negative regulation of peptidyl-tyrosine phosphorylation
Cellular component (GO): cell-cell contact zone
Molecular function (GO): vascular endothelial growth factor receptor 2 binding
Source: RefSeq, a predicted model, not a curated record
AAAGUGAGCGCGCGUGAGACGAAGCACUGUUCUGCUGUGACGCUCUCCGCGACACACACACGCGUUGUCGCGCGUGCUCUCACGCACACAUAGGUGCACAGUCGCUGAAAGCUCCGUCGGGAGUGUGAACCUGCGGGUUCAUGACACUGAUUUCUCCGAGGAAGAGGAAUACGAGAGAAGACAGGAGCAGCGGAAUAUCAACCAUGGCUCUGGCGACCGUGUGGACCUACCGCGUCCCCCUGACCAUCAUCCUCACAGCCGCGUGCGUGCUGAACACGGCUCACUGUCAAGCAGUGCAAGCAGAGAAUGUGGAAGUCCUGGAGGGAGGAACGGCCCACAUCUCGUGCCGCCUGCAGGACUACGACGGCUCGAUAGUGGUCAUCCAGAAUCCCCGCCGACAGACUCUCUUCUUUAAUGGCACACGAGCGCUGAAGGACGACCGCUUCCAGAUGGUGCUCUUCACGCCACGCCUGGUGCGCAUCACGCUGACCAACGUCAGCGUGUCGGAUGAGGGCGGCUACUUCUGCCAACUUUACACGGACUCCACGCACCACCAGGUGGCCACGCUCUCCGUCUUCGUUCCCCCGGAGACGCCCACGGUGGAGGUACAGCAGGAGGCCGUGGAGGGCGGCGAGGCUGAGCUCACCUGCAUGUCACCUCGCAGUAAGCCAGCUGCCACUCUGCGCUGGAUGCGUAAUAGCCGGGAGAUACAAGGUGUUGUAUCCCAGCAGGACAAUGGAAAAACCUUCAGUGUGUCCAGCACUAUCCGCAUCCCAGUAGAAAGGAAAGACAACGGGGCGGCGCUGAACUGCGAGGUGCUCCACCCUUCGCUGAACGGCCAGAAGAAAAUUCGACAUUAUCGACUGGACGUGUAUUUUGCUCCCACGGUGCGAAUCGUUCCCCCUUCAGGCAUUUUGCGUGAGGGCGACUCACUCAGCCUCACCUGCUCCAUCACUGGGAAUCCUUUGCCCAGAAGUAUUCAGUGGUCCAGGAUAAAUGACACUUUACCUGAGAGGGCAGAGAUUUCUGGACCCACUCUUCAGAUUUCUCGUCUUAGCCAAUCGCACAACGGAACAUACCUGUGCCAAGCCCAGAACAACUUUGGACGGGCCGCUGAUCAUUACACCUUGUUGGUGUAUGAUCCUGGUGCAGUGGUAGAGACUCACAGUGCAGUACCAUAUGCAGUGAUAGGUGGCGUUCUGGCCCUUCUGGUUUUCACCGUCAUCUGUGUCCUCAUUGUCACCAUCUGGUGCUCUGUUCGGCAGAAAGGUUCCUAUCUUACCCAUGAAGCCAGCGGGUUGGAUGAACAUGGUGAAGUGCAGGAGGCCUUCCUAAAUGGGAACGACGCCAGCCAGGGCAAGAAGGAGUACCUACUGUAGCCCUUUUCUUUCCCUAAUCCCUUUUAUUCUGACCUCGUACCCCUACCCUGUUCUCUCCUUAUCUCCCAACUUGUAUACAGUAUACAUACACACACAAACACUUCUAUACAAUGCGCCAUAAUAGGCGGCCUUCUGAAAGUGACUGUAUACAGAUUCUCCACACAACCAAUCCAUCACACGCCAUUCCACUCCAUAUACUCCAUACACACUCGCAUAACCCAAGAGAGAGAGACAAAGCGCCUCGAGGCCCCGCAGACAUUUACGACUGUGCCAUAUACAGUACUGUAAGUCGAAAACACUGGGGGGAAAGUAGAGGCAGUGUGAAAAAGCUGCAACAGAGUGAAGUGAAUGUAGACAAAAGCAAAAUGAUGCCAUAAUUAUUUUGAUCGAGAAGGGAAGAGGGCAACACAAUGAAAAGCGGCACUCUGCCUGUGCAGCCGCCAAAGUGGAAGGGGAAUUAGAGGCAGAUGACUGCUAUAAUUCCCCGCCUGGAGAAUAGAAGAAUCCAUUUCACAUAGCGCAAUCUUUAACUGAAGGAGACAGUCAGAGCGCUGUGCGAGGAACGAGAUGGGACUAAGAGGGAGAAAGCUGGACAGGAACUAUUUAGCACUCAAUGGUAAAACACUUAAAUUUUUCCAAUUGCCAAAAGGGCAUUGUCUACAGAGCGCAACUCAUAUACAGGUGCGUCUCAAAAUAUUAGAAUAUUAUGAAAAAGUUCAAAUUUUUUUUUUGUCAAUCAUUUCAAAACAGAUGUUACAAAUAGAGUAACAUUUUUCAAGUCUUUAUUUCUUGUAAUUUUGAUGAUUAUGGCUUGCAAAUAACAAAAAACCAAAAUUCAGUGUUUCAUAAAAUUGGAAUAUUCCACAACCAGCUUUUGGUACCUUUGGCAGUGUGGGCAAGUCCUGCUGGAAAAUUAAAUCAGCAUGUCCAUAAAGCUCAUCAGCAGAAGGAAGUAUGAAGAGCUCUAAAAUGUUCUGGUAGAAGCUGCGUGGACUGUGGACUUCAGAAAACACAGUGGACCAACACCAGCAGAGGACAUGGACCCA